AUGGCGAGCUACUUCCUCGCGCCCGAUGCUGCACCGGCCGACGAGGACACCGAAAACCCGUCGCCGAAUCGGAUGGCCGCGCCCACAGCCACUUCAACCUCGAAAGCAGCCGACGCGCGGCUCAAGAAGCUCAAGCGCAAUGAGCGCGACCGACAGCGCAGCUUCGCCAAGCGAGAAUCUAUGAAACAGAUGCGGCAGCAGGUGAAGGAGCUCGAGGAUCGCAAGCAGCGGCUCCGCGAGAACUUCGUGCGCCUCGCCAACGAGAUCGAGGCGUUCCGGCGCCAGAACGCCGUCAUGACCCAGCAGCUCCGCGAGCGCGACGUCACCACCGGUUACAUGCAGAACCUGCUGCUCGAGUUCAGCCAGGACGAGACGGACAGCGACAACAACAGCGGCAGCGACUCGGGCUCCGGCAGCAGCAGCUCGACCAAGUCCAAGGACAAGAAGAACAAGCCCAGAGAGCCGCUCGGAUCGGGGCCUCGCCCGUUCAACGGCGACAGCAGCGUACGCUUUACGCCGCUCACGCGCGAGGAAGGGCUCUCGUGCGUGCGCCAGACGCUGCAACUCAUCAACAACGCGCGCUACCUGUACGCGACCGACGCGCACUACCACAACCGCUCCAAGUUCCUCGGCUGGGGCCAGUACACGGUGCGCGAGGGCUCAACCAUCACCUUCUCCGUCAAGAAGGCGCUGCGCAACGUGACCCCGACGCAGCUCAUGGACACGACGUGGCACCUGCUCACGGACGGCAAGAACACCCAGAAGCUGAUCCCGUCGACGGUGAACACGCACAUCCGCCCGCUGCAGAAGCUCUCGGACGACUUGUUCGUCAUCGACCGCCGCAGCGAGGACAACGCCCGCACGGGCGUAUUCGGCAACAAGCUCGCACUGCGCACCGUGUACGUGUUGUUCCGCACCGCGGAUGCCGACGGCAGCCAGACGCUCGCCAUGAAGACCAUCAACCUGCCGCUGGUCAAGAAGCUGCUGCACCACGACGAGCAGUGGUGCGACAUCUUCUACUGGAUCCGCUUCCUGCCCAACGGCACCGUCCGAACCAGCUCUGAUGACGGCCGCCCGCGAGAUUUUGAGACCGUGGCCGAGUUCGGCGGCUCCAACACCUACACGCGCGACGAGAUCGCCAAGGCGUGGCUCGGCGAGCUCGUGUUCCUCGCCAUCCGAUGGGAGUCGCUGGCCGUGGCGCCCACGCUGCUCAAGUUUUAAAUGUCGGAAGUGCAGUGGAGUGAAGUACUAAGUAAGUUGUCGAGCAACAAUUCUAGCCUAGCUCGUGUUGAAUUGAACUUUAUGGGUCAUCCGCGCGGUUGAAGCAGC
Molecule: messenger RNA, 1329 nt
Organism: Phytophthora sojae
Lineage: Eukaryota; Oomycota; Peronosporomycetes; Peronosporales; Peronosporaceae
Exons: 3
Coding region: 1-1221 (406 amino acids)
Source: RefSeq, a predicted model, not a curated record